Molecule: messenger RNA, 1230 nt
Organism: Chrysoperla carnea
Lineage: Eukaryota; Metazoa; Arthropoda; Insecta; Neuroptera; Chrysopidae
Exons: 5
Coding region: 1-1230 (409 amino acids)
Biological process (GO): positive regulation of synaptic transmission, glutamatergic; neurotransmitter receptor internalization; neurotransmitter receptor transport, postsynaptic endosome to lysosome
Cellular component (GO): AMPA glutamate receptor complex; postsynaptic density membrane
Molecular function (GO): voltage-gated calcium channel activity; channel regulator activity
Source: RefSeq, a predicted model, not a curated record
AUGACUGGUGAACGCACAUAUUCCUGUUCAAAUAUUGAAUAUUUUUCCAAGGAAGAGUAUAGUCCGGAUCCAAAUGAUUCUACAAUGGCUAUACCAUAUGCUGUUACACGAUCGACAAUAUUCAUACUAGCAGCGACAUUAUUGCUAUGUGGUGGAUAUUGUAGUUGUUUGAUUGGACACUUCGUACGCCACCGUCGAUUAUUUACAUUUAUUUCUGGUGUUCUGUUUAUAGUCACAGGUUUAAUAAUGUUAUUCGGCUUAAUAAUGUAUAUAUCGGUAUUUAAAGCAGAAGUUGGUGGAAAAUUACGACCUCGUUCGCAACUCGUACCAGCAAUGUUCACCUAUCAAUAUGGUUAUAGUUUUUUAUUAUACGUAAGUGGUUUUAUAACAACCGAAUUAGCUGGUACAAGUGCAAUAUUUUUAUACAUAUAUUCACAUCAAUGUGAAUGGCGACGAAAAUUUAUCAAAGAUUAUCUACAUCCAAGUGGCCAUCAUAAUACACGUGGCGGUCAUCAUCAUCAUUUACAUCAUAAUCAUCAUCAUUCGACAUCCGGAUCAUCGAAUAGAAAAUACAUAAAUCGUCCAAUACCAGCACCAAGUGCCGCCUCAGCAUUCUAUCAUCUAGAUCAUGUAAUGAUGUAUCAUCCAGCAUGUCAACGGCAUCCUGGUGCAUAUAUUAAUUCAAAUAGUGCUAUACAACAUUUUUAUCCAACACAAAUACCACAAAGACGUUAUUUUUUUAAUAAAGAAACGACGACAAAUAAUUCUGCUGGUCAAUCAUCACAAAUGACAUCACCAUGUAGUAUACAUCGUACGAAUUCAUUAAAAGAUCUAUCAUACGAUUUACCACCGCCUCCACCGCCGUUACCAACAAUCAGUUAUCAAGGAUUCGAUUCAAAUGAUUUUUUACAUUUACAAUCAUCACCAUUUACUGGUCCUGGUGGUGGAGGAGGAAAUAGUGGUCCAGGUGGUGACGGUAACACAACUUUAUUACAUCACUUAAAACUACAGCAACAUCGUACAAUACCACGUGAUAUCACGACAACAAUCGCUGCAGAAAUAACAAGUGAUAAUGAACAGUUUUUAUUAAAUAAUUGUGAUGAUUAUUCACCAAGUAUACAACAUGAAUUUGUAACAUUUGAUUUAGAUGAGCCUCCACCAGCACCCCCACCACCACAACAACGUAGUGAAUACUCGAUUGAUACUUUACGUCGUACGACACCUGUGUAG